This is a messenger RNA of Mustela erminea (ermine), 2673 nucleotides long. RefSeq names its product DENN domain containing 1C (gene DENND1C). Gene Ontology annotation, molecular function: phosphatidylinositol phosphate binding; guanyl-nucleotide exchange factor activity. The record is from RefSeq and is a predicted model, not a curated record. The coding region runs from base 123 to 2618 and encodes 831 amino acids. Gene Ontology annotation, cellular component: intracellular membrane-bounded organelle; cytosol. Gene Ontology annotation, biological process: endocytosis; endocytic recycling. NCBI's taxonomy places the organism in Eukaryota, Metazoa, Chordata, Mammalia, Carnivora, Mustelidae. The transcript is spliced from 22 exons.
CAAACUUCCUCUCCCAGCCACACAGGAAGUUGAGCGGGCUCAGGGCCCAGCCCUGCACAAGCACAGGCCCCCAGGACCCCUGGGGCAAGGGCCCCGCUGCCGGAGGUGGCCCUGCAGGGACCAUGGGAUCCAAAGCAGAACGGGAUCCACCUGCCGUGUUCGAUUGGUUUUUUGAAGCAGCCUGUCCUGCCUCCCUGCAGGAGGACCCCCCCAUCCUGCGGCAGUUCCCCCCAGACUUCAGGGACCAGGAGGCUAUGCAGAUGGUGCCUAAAUUCUGCUUCCCUUUCGAUGUGGAAAGGGAACCCCCGAGUGCCGCUGUGCAGCAUUUCACCUUCGCCCUCACCGACCUGAGCGGCACCCGCCGAUAUGGUUUUUGCCACCUACGGGCUGGUGCCCACAGUUGCCUCUGCAUCCUCAGUCACCUACCUUGGUUUGAGGUUUUCUACAAGCUGCUGAACACAGUGGGCGAUCUCCUGGCCCAGGACCAAGUCUCUGAGGUUGAGGAACUUCUCCUAAACCUGCUGCAGCAGCCCCUGCCUGUGUCUCAGGCGUCAGUAGAGCUGGGCCGCGGAGUGACUGUCUCCAGUGCGCAUAGCAUCCCGCCCCCUGCCCCCGGGAACAGCGGGCCGCUUUCCUGCUUCGUAGCCCCCGACUCCGGCCGCCUGCCAUCCAUUCCUGAGAACAGGAACCUAACGGAGCUAGUGGUGGCGGUGACCGACGAGAACAUCGUGGGGCUGUUCGCCGCGCUCCUGGCGGAGAGAAGGGUCCUACUCAUCGCCAGCAAGCUGAGCACCCUGACAUCGUGCGUCCACGCGUCCUGCGCCCUCCUGUACCCCAUGCACUGGGAGCACGUGCUGAUCCCCACGCUGCCGCCGCACCUGCUAGACUACUGCUGUGCGCCCAUGCCCUACCUCAUCGGAGUGCACUCCAGUCUCGCCGAGAGAGUGCGGGAGAAAGCUCUGGAGGAGGUCGUGGUCAUGAACGUGGACUCCAAUACCUUGGAGACGCCCUUCGACGACGUGCAAGCGUUGCCCCCAGACGUGGUGUCCCUGCUGAGGCUGCGGCUAAGGAAGGUUGCGCUGGCGCCCGGGGAAGGGGUUUCCCGUCUUUUCCUCAAAGCGCAGGCCCUGCUCUUCGGGGGCUACCGCGACGCACUCAUCUGCAGCCCGGGCCAGCCUGUGACCUUCAGCGAAGAAGCCUUCUUGGCCCAGAAGCCCGGGGCGCCCCUGCAGGCCUUCCAUCGACGGGCUGUGCACCUGCAGCUGUUCAAACAGUUCAUUGAAGGCCGACUGGAGAAGCUGAACACGGGAGAGGGCUUCUCAGAUCUCUUUGAGCAGGAGAUCACCUGCAACGAGGGCUUCUCAGGCGCUGUUCGCUCCUACCAGCUCUGGGCAGACAACCUAAAGAAAGGUGGUGGUGCCCUCCUGCAUUCUGUCAAAGCCAAGACACAACCAGCUGUCAAAAACAUGUACCGUUCGGCCAAGAGCGGCUGGAAGGGUAUGCAGAGCCUUCUGAUGUACAAGGAUGGGGACUCUGGCCUGCAAAGGGGGGGUUCCCUGAGAGCCCUGUCCCUCACCAGCCGCUCAGACCGUCUGCAGCAGCGCCUGCCUAUCACCCAGCACUUUGGAAAGAACCGGCCCCUGCGCCCUAGCAGGAGAAGGGGGCUGGAGAGCCCUUCUGAGUCCCUGGAGGAGGGGGCACCUGCUCUGAGCCCUGAGGAUGCCCAGGAACCAUGGGCAGAGGAAGCUCUGGACAGCAGUUUCCUGGGGUCUGGAGAAGAGCUGGAUUUGCUGAGUGAGAUUCUGGACAGUCUAAGCAUGGGAGCCAGCAGGACGGGGGGCCUGCGGCCCAGCCAGAGCUUGGACUGCUGCCACAGAAGGGACCCAGACAGCUGCUUCAGCUUGGUGAGAGCCCCCCAGUCCUCCCCGUCUAGUCCAUCUUUCUUCCCAGCCCCUCCAGCUUCUGAAGGCCAGCAACUUGCCCAUCUCCCCACCCCUAUCCAGCCUGACAUCCCGGGAACAUCAAGAUGGCAACCAGAUGAGGAAAAACCACCAGAGCCUCAGCCCCUGUCCCUACCUGCUGACCUGCCAUCUCUACAAACCCUCCAGCCUUUGGAUGCCACGACCUCCUCAAAGGACCCUACUUCCCAGCCACCCUUGGAGGCCAGCCAAGAAAUCAUCUUUUCAUCCCAGUCCUCAUCGGCUUCUGUGGAUCCAAGCAGCCCAGGAGACCCUGAGCCCCAUCUUCUAAUCCUACAUCUCUCUCCUUCCCCCAAGGCAACCAAAUAUCCCAGGGCCCAGGAGAGCCCCUGUGCCCAGCUCUCCACAGCACCCACCCAAUCCAGCCCUCUGGAAGGUUCCCAACUUCUGGUCCCCACAAAGCCCAACUCGGAUAUUACCUGGACAUCCCAACCCCUUGAUUCUUCCUCAGAUCCUGGUUCCCCAGAGAACCCCAGAUCCCAGCCCUCUGAGGUCCCACAGGCAGAGCACACUCACCGCCAGCUCCCAGAGGGGCCAGGAGCCCUCAGACCCCCUGCUGCACCUGCCAACAGCUGGCAGGAUCCCCAGGCUUGGAGCCGGCCCAGAGUCGCUGAGCUUAAAAAGUGUUUUGAAGGUUAAGAAUCAGACAUCUGGCAGAGACCCCAGUCCUUCAAUAAAGCCACAAGAACCCAAA